Molecule: messenger RNA, 1575 nt
Organism: Alnus glutinosa
Lineage: Eukaryota; Viridiplantae; Streptophyta; Magnoliopsida; Fagales; Betulaceae
Exons: 1
Coding region: 123-1205 (360 amino acids)
Molecular function (GO): protein binding
Source: RefSeq, a predicted model, not a curated record
GCUCGUCCACUCUCUUCACUGAAAACUAUGCCAUAACAAUCACACGCCGGAAGAAUCCCCGUCGAUUGUAGUCUUAACCAAUCUCCGAUCUGUUCUCCCUAUCACCCCCGGUGCAUUCUAGCAUGGACCCGGAGUCGGAUUAUGACCCGCCCUCCGAUCCCCUAACCAACGAGUUCGGCACCAUGGACGACCUGGCCCACGACCUGAGCUCGCUCCAGGACCUGGCGGCCCGCGGCUCGUGGCGCACUAUCCUCGACAAGGUCGCGGGCGCGCGCGCCCUCUCGCUCCUCCGCAAGCCCCACGAGCACCUCACCUACCUCUCCUUCCACGUCCUCGCUCUCGCCAAACUGCGCCGUUUCAACGACGCCUCCGCCGAGCUCGACUCCCUCGAGGAACUCGACGGAUCCCACUACCAAUACCAAUCCUACCCCUCCCUCUACCCCAACCGGUCCGGUUCCAUGGUGCCCUUCUCCCUCCGGUGGCUCCUCGCGCUCAUCCCAGUCAAACUCGGUCAACGCCAGCUCGGCCUCGACCGCUUCUAUAUCCUCCUCGAUUUCGUUCGCUCCAAAGUGAAAGAGAAGGAUGGCGUUUCCGUGAAUAUCUGGAAGAAGAGGGAGGUUCUUGUGAUCAACGCGAUAAUCGGACACCAUUUGGGGAACAAAGAGUUCUCUGUGUGCUUGGAUCUGAUGCACCAUUUGCUCAAAUCCGAUUUCUCAAACCCUAUAUUGUGGUCGAAGCUCGGGUACAUUCAGAUGCAGAUUGGGGAUUUGGAGAGCGCAAAGAGCUCGUUCAAUCGCGUCGAGGCGUUGAUGAAGGAGGGCAAUUGUGAGGGGCUACUGAGCGAGAUCGAGUUCAAGAACCUGAUCGGUAGGAACAAGGCAAUGGUGUACAUGGUAGGGAAGGACUACGUGUCGGCGGUGAGGGAGUUGGAGGAGUGCAUUGAGAGGGACCCCAUGGACGCGGUGGCCAUCAACAACAAGGCGCUCUGCUUGAUGUACUUGAGGGACUUGCCGGAUUCGAUCAAGGUGCUGGAGAAUGCGCUCGAGAGGGUGCCCACCGUGGCGCUCAACGAAACGCUCGUCGUCAAUCUGUGUAGCAUGUAUGAGUUGGCUUAUGUUAAUCACUCCGAUACCAAGAGGACGCUCAGUAAUUGGAUCUCUCGGGUUGCCCCCGAUGACUUUGAUACGACCUGCACUCGGAUUUAGAGGUACUUAUUUCUCGUUUGCAUGCCUUUGCCGUUUGAGUUUGUUUUUAAGCAUGCAUUACACUCACAUUGUUUGGAUAAUUUGUAUAUAACUAUGGAAUUGGUACUAAAACCUUGGGUUCAAUGUAUUUUCUGGUCGAAUCUUUCAUCCGGGUCUUUGUUAUGGAAUUUCUCAUGUUACACAGAGCUAGAGUGGCUAAUUUCUUAAAUAUAGGAUAAUAUUAGUGUUUGUCACUUCAAGUGCUGAAUUGGUUUCAAUCAGCUAGAUGUGGAUCGUAGAAUUAUUCUUGUAAGGCCUUAUUUGGCCCAAAUUUCCAAAUUAUGUAUUGAACUGAUUGGUGUUUCGGUAUAUGUUAUGCUUUUAGCUUGUA